Messenger RNA from Paramecium primaurelia, 962 nucleotides. The record is from the annotation of a GenBank genome assembly. Lineage: Eukaryota; Ciliophora; Oligohymenophorea; Peniculida; Parameciidae.
AUGUAAGUAGAUGAAGAAAGCAUAUAAUAUAAUAAGUUUAUGUAAAACUUCAGCAAAGAGGAGAAAUUAGGAGAAGGAACUUAUGGUAUAGUGACUCGUGCAUUUGAUAAAAAAAGAGGAAAGGUUGUAGCUAUAAAGAAAUUGAAAUUGGAUAGUUGUGAUGAUGAAGGAGUUCCAAGCACAACUAUUAGAGAAAUAGCAAUUUUAUAAAAAUUGAAGCAUGCAAAUAUCAUAAAGUAUUAAUUUAAUUUUGAUUUAUUAGUUUAUUGGAAGUAAAAUACUUUAUGUAAGAGAAGAAGAUAUUAUUGAUUUUUGAAUCAAUGUAAUGUGAUUUAAGGAAAUAUUUAGAUAAGAAUUAAACUUUAUCACUAAAUACUAUUAAAUUAAUAGUCUACUAAAUAUUAUUAGGACUUUCCUUUUGUCAUAGUCGUAGAGUAUUACAUAGAGAUUUAAAACCAUAAAAUAUACUAUUGAAUGAGACAAUGACUUUGAAAUUGGCAGAUUUUGGACUUUCAAGAGUAUUUCCAUUUCCAAUGCCUAAAUUUACAAAAGAAAUAGCAACUCUUUGGUAUAGAGCACCAGAAUUGAUGUUAGGAGAUGAUAAUUAUGGAACAGGAGUAGAUAUUUGGGCUGUUGGAUGUAUAAUGGCAGAAUGUUUAAUAGGUAGACCAUUAUUAGCAGGAGAUAGUUAAGUUGAUAUGCUGUUUAAAAUGAUGGAAGUAUAUAUUUAGAUAUAAUAAAUAUUAGUUACUUGGAACACCAACAGAUAAUUCUUAUGUUGGAUUAUCAAAGUUGCCUCAUUUUAAAGUGACAUUUCCAAAAUUUUAAGGCAAAGAUUUAAUUGAGGUGAUACCUGUAUUAGAACAUGAUCGUAAGGCUUUGGAAAUAUUGUAAUCAAUGUUACAAUUUAAUCCAGGGAAAAGACCUUAAGCAAAAGAAUUAUUAAAGCAUAAUUGGUUUGA